Molecule: messenger RNA, 1167 nt
Organism: Phytophthora nicotianae INRA-310
Lineage: Eukaryota; Oomycota; Peronosporomycetes; Peronosporales; Peronosporaceae
Exons: 1
Coding region: 113-1018 (301 amino acids)
Biological process (GO): L-cystine transport
Cellular component (GO): vacuolar membrane
Molecular function (GO): L-cystine transmembrane transporter activity
Source: RefSeq, a predicted model, not a curated record
GAACCGAUUAAUACCGAUACGCCUUUUGUCACACCAGUCAUCACUUCAAGCGAGAAGCUUUUGAUGAAUCACACAACGUCUUCUACCACGCUUUCCUCUCCGUUCAGGCACCAUGAGAUUUUCCUUCAUGGAGCUGCCCGUUAACCAGCGCGCGGUCGUCGUCUCCAUCCUAAUCCUGUUGUUCGGGCUGCUCUUUGGCCUCUCGCUGGAUGCCAAUGCACACAUCCCCAAGCCUUGGAACCGCAUUUCCAGCAUCAUCGGAUGGAUCUACUUCUUCUGCUGGAGUGUAAGCUUCUACCCGCAAGUGUUCCUCAACCGGCAGCGCCGCAGCGUCGUGGGGUUAUCUCUGGACUACACAGUGCUCAAUAUGCUGGGCUUUACGUGUUACUCUAUCUUCAACGUGGCCUUCUACUACAGCGAGAGCGUGCAGCAGCAGUAUAUGCGGCGUCACGACGGCCACCGCAACGCCGUGGAGCUCAACGACGUCUUCUUCUCGCUGCAUGCGGCCCUACUGGUGGCUGUAUCGCUCUUCCAAUGCGCUAUAUAUCCGCGCGGCGGACAGGUGGUCAGCAAGCCCACGAUCUUAUGGACCGGCGGGACUAUCGUCGCCGCUGCUAUCUUCGGUCUUGCGGUCCUGUUCACUGGCAAUAACGAGGACUCGUUCAUCAAUACGUUGAACUUAUUGUAUCUGCUGAGCUAUGUGAAGCUCAUGACGACGCUGGUCAAGUGUCUCCCGCAGAUUGCGUUGAAUUAUCAGCGCAAGUCGACGGUCGGGUGGACUAUUUGGAACGUGCUACUGGACAUUGCAGGAGGAUUGUUGUCGAUUGGACAGCAGGUGCUGGAUGCCGCGGCGACGAAUGACUGGACGGCCAUGACGGGGGAUCCAGUCAAGUUCUCGCUGGGCUUUGUGAGCAUUAUUGUGGACGUGGUGUUCAUCUUGCAGCACUACGUGUUGUACGCCGAAAACAAUUACUUUAUGGAGCAUGGAGGAGAAACGAAGCCGUUCUUGCCCAAGUAAGACGAAGAAAAAAAAAGGCAAAACAACACUUACACAAGAAGGAAUGGGUAAUUUUUCUACAUUACACAAGUUUUUUUUUAUCUGGUCAGGAGCAUAUUUUUUAUCGUCUGAAUAGUUUGUGUGAAAUGAUAUUUGAACAAAGUCUAGCC